Aplosporella prunicola CBS 121167 is the source of this 1977-nucleotide messenger RNA. RefSeq lists its product as uncharacterized. Bases 1 to 1977 code for a protein of 658 amino acids. The transcript is spliced from 3 exons. Lineage: Eukaryota; Fungi; Ascomycota; Dothideomycetes; Botryosphaeriales; Aplosporellaceae. Gene Ontology annotation, biological process: L-serine biosynthetic process. Gene Ontology annotation, molecular function: phosphoglycerate dehydrogenase activity; NAD binding. The record is from RefSeq and is a predicted model, not a curated record.
AUGCCCAUCCCCGUCUCCCCCGACACCUCCACCCCCACGCCCCCCCGCGCCAAAAUCCUCGUCCCCGAAAAACUCUCUCCAGACGGGCUAGCCCUGCUGCGCGAGACCUGCGACGUCGACGAGCGCAAGGGGCUCUCGGCGCAAGAGCUCGGCGAGAUCAUCGCCGCGUACGACGCGCUGAUCGUGCGCUCCGAGACGCAGGUGACGGGGGAGCUGCUAGCCAAGGCAAGGAACCUGAAGGUUGUGGCGAGAGCGGGCGUCGGCGUCGACAAUGUCGAUGUUGAGGCUGCGACGAGGUUGGGUGUGGUCGUUGUGAAUUCACCCGUGGGGAAUGUGAAUGCGGCCGCGGAGCAUACGGUUGCUUUGAUGCUGGCUGUGGCUAGGAAUAUCGGCGAUGCAACGCAGAGCCUGAAGAGCGGGAAAUGGGAGCGCAGUCGACUCGUUGGCGUCGAGGUGAAGGGGAAGACGCUGGCGAUUGUCGGCGCAGGCAAAGUCGGCCUCACCGUCGCGCGCGUCGCCUCCGGCAUGGGCAUGAAAGUCAUAGCCUACGACCCGUACGCGAAUACGCAGCUCGCCGCCGCCGCCUCCAUCACCCUGCAACCCAGCCUCAGCGCGCUGCUCACAGCGGCCGACUUCCUCACCAUCCACACGCCGCUCAUCGCCUCAACCAAAGGCAUGAUCGGCGCCGCCGAACUACGCGCCAUGAAGCCAUCCGCACGCAUCCUGAACGUCGCGCGAGGCGGGAUGAUCGACGAGGCCGCCCUAGCAGACGCGCUGGACGCGCACGCCCUCGCCGGCGCCGCCAUCGACGUCUUCAGCACCGAACCACCCGCCCCCAACUCCCCCGCUGCGCGCCUAGUCGCCCAUCCCCGCGUGCUCGCGACGCCGCACCUCGGCGCGUCGACCGUCGAGGCCCAGGAAACCGUCUCCCUCGACGUGUGCCAGCAGGUGCUCUCGAUCCUGGCGGGCGAGCUGCCCCGCUCCGCCGUCAAUGCCCCCCUCAUCCUGCCCGACGAGUACCGCGCCCUGCAGCCCUUCGUCUCGCUGGUUGAGAAAAUGGGCGCGCUGUACACGCAGCACUAUAGCCGCGGGAGGGCGGGGGUCCGCUCGACGUUCGACCUGGUGUACGAGGGCCAUCUUGCGGAGAUGGGUACCACGAAGCCGCUGUUCGCGGCGCUGAUUAAGGGCCUUUUGGCGCCGAUUAGUGGCGCGGAUGCGCCGGCUGUGAAUAUUGUUAAUGCGGAGCUGGUUGCGAGUGAGCGCGGCAUCUUGGUGAAUGAGCAGCGCAGGCGCGAGAGUGGCGGGGAGCGCGGCUACGCCAGCUGUGUGACGCUGCGGGCGAGGCCGGCGAGGGAGCCGUCAAGGUCACGGGGCCGUGGUGGUGCUGGCGAGUUGAGGCAGAGUGGGGGCGCUGUUGGGGGCGUGGGAGGUGCGGUAGGGGUGAGUGGUGUUGGGGGUGGUAUGGGAGGUGUGGCAGCAAAAGAAGAAGACCAGGUCAUCCAGGGCUUCGUCUCGGCCGAUACGCCGUACAUCAGCCGGCUGGACCGGUUCGUGGCCAAUUUCGUGCCCGAGGGCACCCUGCUCAUCUGUCGCAACUUUGACUCGUGCGGGAAGAUUGGCUUUGUCGGGUCUCGGCUGGGGCGCGCGGGCGUUAAUAUCAGCAGCAUGAUUGUUGCGCCGUUGGUUGAUGCGGGUGGGGAGGCGGCGCUGGUGCCACAGGGGGUUGGGCGGGCUGAGGGGAAUGGUGGGAGCAGUGUUGGUGUCAGUGAGGGGAGUGGUGUUGGGGGGAGUGGUGUUGGGGGGAGUGGUGCUGCGAAAGAAGCAGAAACCGAUGCAGAUGGCGGUCCCGUCAGAAACGUCAGGCGCCAGAACGAGUCCCUGAUGAUUCUAGGCGUUGAUCGCGCGGUGGGCGCGGAUGUGGUCGCGGGCUUGAUUGCGCCCGAGGGCGUGCUGGAGGCUAGUGUUGUUGUUUUGUAG